Messenger RNA from Aspergillus bombycis, 612 nucleotides. RefSeq lists its product as uncharacterized. The transcript has a single exon. The record is from RefSeq and is a predicted model, not a curated record. Bases 1 to 612 code for a protein of 203 amino acids. Lineage: Eukaryota; Fungi; Ascomycota; Eurotiomycetes; Eurotiales; Aspergillaceae.
AUGUCUGGGUCUCUCGAAACCCUCGCCAAACCCUCGGCCUUCUUUGUGCGCCAGGUCUCUCGCACAAGCACAAACGCUCGCAUUCCUCCUAUCGCUCGUCGAUCUGCCUCGCCCCUCCCCUGUCGCAUGGCCGUGUUAUCGCGUGACAAGCUUGAACGAGAAGCGGCAGCCAAGAACCCCGACUUGCGUCGUUGUUUAGGCCAUCAACGACUGCUUCGCCGCUCAAUAGAAGCUGCCCAAGAGGAUGCGCGGAAGGCCAUGGCAUCAUUCAGGUUAGAAGAAAGCGACGAGGACGAAAUCUUUGAAGAGGACUUUGAGGCCCCUCCUAGCCCUAUGAUUCGGGAGCAGAUCACCAAGGCUGUCAAGGCCAUGGUCAAGCGUCGUGCCGCCAGUCAAGCCCACGAGACCGACAAUGGGAAUGCCGCGGCGCCGCAACUGAUGCGCGUGAGCUCCAAGAAUGAUAGCAGCUGUGACUUGUCGGCGCGACCACCCAAUGCCUUCUACAAAACUCCAUCAGUCACAACGAAACGUCGCAAACCUACUACCAGAUUUACCCUUACCCGACUGUUGUGGUCGUCAUCCAGCCAACCUGUGCAGACCAUGGCUAGCUGA